Molecule: messenger RNA, 1846 nt
Organism: Musca domestica (house fly)
Lineage: Eukaryota; Metazoa; Arthropoda; Insecta; Diptera; Muscidae
Product: adenylate cyclase, terminal-differentiation specific-like
Exons: 4
Coding region: 314-1837 (507 amino acids)
Cellular component (GO): MLL1 complex; NURF complex
Source: RefSeq, a predicted model, not a curated record
AACUUCUAAAAAAAUUUGUGCGGGAAAACUCGACGACGACUCACUCAUGUCACACACCACAACACCAAAACAACUCUCGCUCGGCAAGUGUCAGAUCGUCUGAAUUCCUUAGGGCGGUCAAGAGGAAAGAACGACAAAAAUUGUUUGCAAACAAACUAAUGAAUUUGUUUAAAAAACAAUCGUCCGUCCAUAACAGGCACUUCGAGUGGUACAGGGCUUCUGCGUGAACUUCUACCGCAGAAUGGGUAUCCCCUAGGUGGGUGAAAUAUUCACUGCUGCUGGUCAGGCUUUUAGUCGCUUAGGAGAUUUAACUAUGCAAUUACAUCCAAAUGCAGAAUCACCAGCGGGAAAAUGGACUGAUGAAGAAAUUGAUAUGCUGCAUGCAUCAAUAAUACGAUUCUCAGAUGAUUUAAAUAAAAUCAGUUUAAGCAUAAAAAAUAGGACAGUGACUCAAAUCAGACAGGCAUUAAAGAAGAAAGCUUUUGAAGAUGCCGGUAUACCAGCGAAACAAGUACCAAUGCAACAGGUUCAGCAUGUGGUACAAACGGUGCAGCAAAUUUCGCAAACAACGACGGUAACGCACCAACAUCAGUCACAACAGCAACAACAACAGCAGCAGCCGCAAACAUUGCAGAUACAGCAGCCAACACAUCAGAUUUUGAAACAACAUAUUGUACAGCAGCAACAUCAGCCAUCGCAGCAGCAACAACAACAGCAGCAGCAAACUGUAAUUGCCACGGGAGUGUUAAAUGCACAGCAAACAUCUCAGCACCAUCAGACCCAGCAACAGCAGCAUCAUCAAACGACAACGCAGCCCCAAACGGUGCACAUACAAAAUAUACAACAUAUUGUACCUUUACAACAAUUAUUACAACAGCAACAACAAUCAUCAACAACCUCAACACCUACACAAAUCAUUCAAACAGCGCCUAAACAAAUUAUAAUUCAAGCAUCGCCACACAGUGCAACUUCACUUGGAGGUAGUGGUGGAGGUGGUGGGGCAAGUGGUGCAGCCGCCAGUAUUGUGAACUUGAAUAAUGUAACAACAGCAAGUUCACCCCAAUUGACCCAGCCACAAAUUGUUCACUUGCAGCCGCAACAAUUUCAGCAAUUACAACAAGCUCAAGCGCAACAUCAACAACAACAGCAGCAAACACAUAUUUUGCAACCCACCCAUGCGAGUAUUGCGCCAACUAGUGUAACGCUACAGCAGUUCCAGCAAAUACAAGCCUCCAAAGGUAUUCUAACUGUGCUACAGCAUCCCCAGCAGCAACAACAAGCGGCAACGGUGGUCACAUCUACAGGCGUUACACUUAACAAUGCUGCAGCAACAACAAAUGUGCUGGCAUCGACCCCAUCUUCAGCAGCCACAUCAUUGAACACAAACUUAACCAAUGCAUUAUCUACCCCGCCUACAGCUUCUACGGUAACAGUAACCGAGAAUAUUGUUUUACAACAACCCACUAACAGCACAGGCGGUGGGGCCCAAAUGGUAGGCGGUACAAUUUCAUUGUCCUCGGGCCACAACGCUGCCGUUACCACCAAUGCAAUGUCCCCAACGGUUACCAACAAUUUGGUAAGCAACUCUACAAAUGCGGCAUUGGUAACGCAGUCAACCACAAUAGUAUCGCCUGGAUCAACAUCCGUUGUUCCCAGCCCAACUACCACCAUGGCUGUAGCCACCACAGGAACCAGUGUGGCCCUGAAGUCAUCCGGUCCCGAUGUUACGAUGACCUUGAAUCGCAUUAAUACCGCGGAACAUGAAGUUGAUGUUGAAGAGUGUUUGCCCGGAGAUGUCGUUAAGUUGGACUUUGCCGGCGAAGAAGUGGCCGGGUGAAAUUAUACU